Molecule: messenger RNA, 803 nt
Organism: Benincasa hispida (wax gourd)
Lineage: Eukaryota; Viridiplantae; Streptophyta; Magnoliopsida; Cucurbitales; Cucurbitaceae
Product: protein PHLOEM PROTEIN 2-LIKE A9-like
Molecular function (GO): carbohydrate binding
Source: RefSeq, a predicted model, not a curated record
AUAUAUUUAUAUAUAUAUAUAUAUAUGGAAGGAGGUGGUGAGAAUGAGAAACUAAGAGUUUGACAUUGGUUCGAGCAGGAGAAAGAAACAAAAGAAGCUUACAAUCAAUGAGUGGAGGAGGAGGACAAGCUGAGAAGAAAAAGAAAUAUACGGCUCCAAGUGAGAAAGAUGAACAUGAGAAUGUAAUUAUACCACCACGAGACCUGAAAAUAGCAUGGGGCUCCGAUGACACUCAGUGGGAAAUUGAGAAGGGAAACAUAGAGGAAGAGAGCUAUGCAGAAGCAAUCAAAGUGACAUGGCUUGAAGUAAAAGCAAUAUACAAGGGGGCAAAAGCAGGGAGCAAAUAUAGGAUUGGGUUCAAAGUCGGCCUAAAGCCUGAUGCGUUUGGGUGGGAUAACAGUCCAGUGUUCCUGAUGGCUAAGGUUGGAGAGUCAGGAUCCUACGCUUGGAAGAGGCUUUAUUUCAAUACCAGGGAUCUCAAAACGAAGGCUGUCAACUUUCCCAGCAAUUUCGAGAUCAAUAUUCCAAGCUCAGCUGAGGACACCACCCUGUACUUUGGCCUUUAUGAAAUCUGGGGUGGCAGAUGGAAGGGAGGCUUGCGCAUAUAUCAUGCCUUUGUUAAUAAAGUUUGAUCCAACCUUUUCUCAUCACAUUCUCUCUUUUACUAGAAUACUUAUCUCUAAACUUGACACUACCCUCUCUUUAUCUAUGUGUGACCACUCUUUUCUUUCUUCUUUCACUCUUUGACCAUUACAGUUGUAUGUUACCAUCUAAAUAAUCCAUACAAUCUCAUUUAAACUCCA